CAUGUCUGGCCACAUCGUAAACAUCCCGCAGCUCCAAGCGGGCUACAACGCUGCCAUAGGCCGGCGUGCUCCAUCUCCGCCGCUCGCUCGCCGUUGGGUGGGUCGCCUUCGCUACUUAACAGUGUCUCGCCAGGGUACAUGGCGACCGAGAUCUCGGACUUUCUACCGCAGGCUCCUAAAGACAUCUGGGAGAGUAAGAUUUUCAUUGGGCGGAAGGGCCAGGCGGGAGAGCUUAAGGGAGCUUUUUUAUAUUUAGCCAGUGAUGCGUCGAGUUAUACAACUGGAGCGGACAUGUGGUUGACCGGGGUUAUUGCUUGCCUUGAGAGCGGAUGAAUGACUGGUUGGGUAUGCUUUCUGGAGGAUGUGUUUUCGGCCGGUUUCUACUAUCUCUUGAUUCUGGAUCUUGAUUUCGGGUUAUCUGCUAAGUUCUAGAUUCUAUAGUCUCAAAUCGCUUUGCUCCAGG
Molecule: messenger RNA, 463 nt
Organism: Mytilinidion resinicola
Lineage: Eukaryota; Fungi; Ascomycota; Dothideomycetes; Mytilinidiales; Mytilinidiaceae
Exons: 1
Source: RefSeq, a predicted model, not a curated record